AUUCAGUCCCUCGUUGACCUAUCUACAGAAGCGAGAGAGAUGUGUGAAACGGUGGAGAAAGGUACCCAUGUACUCAAAUUUAUUCAAGUUGAAAGAAGAAAUUGAAGUAUAAGCUUGCAAAAGUAAGUUGAUUGCAAAGUAAAGAGCUUAGAAAGGGAGUCUGCUAAAGUCUGGUGUUGCUGGAAAUUUGAGGUUCUAUUGGAAACUCACAUUUCUCUAUAUAAAUUUCAUUACAUUGAUGUGCUCAAACCACAUACCUUCCUAUCUCAACAAAUCGACACAUCGAUGGCAUCUUUAUCAUCAUCUUCUCCUGCUCCAGUCAUUUCUUCUCAGUCAUGGAAGUAUGAUGUUUUUCUUAGCUUCAGAGGAGAAGAUACCCGCAAGACAUUUGUGGAUCAUCUCUACAUGGCUCUUGAACAACAAGGGAUCUAUACCUACAAGGACGACGAAACACUUCCUCGGGGCAAUUCAAUCCGUCCAUCCCUUUUGAAGGCUAUAGAAGAAUCUCAGAUUGCUGUUGUCAUAUUCUCUGAAAACUAUGCAGAUUCUUCAUGGUGCUUAGAUGAACUUGCAUGUAUUAUGAAAUGCAAGAAAACGAAAGGCCAAAUUGUUAUGCCCAUAUUUUAUGACGUGGAUCCCUCUGAAGUACGAAAAAAGAAACGAAAAUAUGGAGAAGCAUUUGACAACCAUGAGUUGGAGAACAAGAAGAAAAUUAAAUCUUGGAGACAAGCUUUUGUGGAUGACCCUUGGGGAUGGCUCUCUGCACCUCGAGAACAAAGCCGGAAAUACCAUGAAGCCUUGGCCAAGCAUCAGUUGGAGAACAACAAAAAGGUUGAAUCUUGGAGAAAAGCACUUGUGGAUGCAAGUAACAUUUCUGGAUGGGAUCCCAAGCAUGUUGCCAAUGGGCAUGAAGCAAAGGUCAUUAAAGAAAUUGUUGACCAAAUUUCACACAGCUUAAAACUAGUAAUUCCAAGUACAAAUGGCAAUCUGAUUGGAAUAACGGCUCGUGUUCAAGGUUUGAAAUCGGAGUUACGAAUUGGAUUGGGUGGUGUGCACAUGGUAGGGAUAUGGGGGGUUGGGGGUGGUGGUAAGACGACUCUUGCAUCUUCUGUUUAUAAUGAAAUAUCCAGGAAGUUUGAUGGCUGUUGCUUUGUAGAAAAUAUCCGGGAGGAAUCAAGUAAGAAUGGUUUGGAAAAGCUACAGGAAAAAAUUCUUUAUGGUAUUUUGAAACAAAAGCAAGUGCAGGCGGGGAGAGUUGAGGAAGGAAAACGAAUGAUAAUGAGUAGGUUAUGCCAUAGAAAGGUGUUGAUUGUUUCUGAUGAUGUCGAUUGCAUUGAACAACUAAAAGCGUUGGCUGGAUCACAUGAUUGGUUCGGUGAAGGAAGCCGAAUAAUUAUCACAACUAGAGAUGAGCAUGUAUUAACUGCUCACAGAGUAGAUGUGAUUCACAAUAUCAGCUUGUUAAACAAUGAUGAGGCUAUGGAGCUCUUUUGCAAGCAUGCACCCCAAGGUCACAAUCCUAUAGAAGAUUAUGAGCUUCUUUCAAAAGACGUGGUUGCUUAUGCUGGUGGGAUCCCAUUAGCACUUACAGUUCUUGGUUGUUUUCUAUGUGACAAAGGCAUUAAUGAGUGGAGGAGUGCAUUAGCCAGACUGAAAAAGAUCCCAGAUACCAAUAUUGUGGAAAAGCUAAAAAUCAGCUUUGAUGGACUUACAAAGGAUGAGAAAGAGUUGUUCCUUGAUAUUGCAUGUUUCUUUAGAGGACGGUAUAAAAAUGAAGGGAUGAUGACGAUGCUUGAUGCUUGUGGUUUUCACCCUGUUAUAGGCAUAAAGGUGUUGAUACAAAAGACUCUCAUAACCAUUUCAGAUGGAAGGUUUGAUAUGCAUGAUUUGGUGCAAGAAAUGGGACACCACAUUGUUAGAGGGGAACACCCUAGCAAUCCUGGAAAACAUAGUAGAAUUUGGAAGGAGGAAGAUGUUGUAAAAAUAUGUGCUAUGGAUGCAACGACGGAACUUGACAUGAUUGAAGCGAUAAGAUUUCAAGACAAUGGUUAUAGUUCAGUAGAACUUGUUCCUCAAAUUGUUGUGAACAUGAAAAACCUUCGGUGGAUUGACUGGAGAGGUAAUCUUGCAACUCCUUUUCCUACUAAAUUUCCAUCGGUGGAGCUUUGUUGUCUACGAUUGGAUGGCAUCUCGCACAAACAACUUUGGGAGGGUUAUAAGCAUCUGCCGAGUUUGAAAGUGAUGGAACUCUAUGGCUUGAAAAACUUAAUCAAGACACCAGAUUUUGAUGGACUUCCAAAUCUUGAAAGAUUUAUUCUUCAUGAUUCUCCGUAUAUAGAAGAGAUUCAUCCGUCAAUUCGACGCUUGAAAGUGAUGGAACUCUAUGGUUUGGAAAACCUAAUCAAGACACCAGAUUUUGAUGGACUUCCAAAUCUUGAAAGAUUCAUUCUUCAUGAUUCUCUGCAUAUAGAAGAGAUUCACCCAUCAAUUCAACGCUUGGAAAACCUUAUUUUCUUAUCUAUAGAUGAUUGUCCAAGUCUUAAGAUAUUUCCACCCGUUACCCAACUAAAUAAACUCAAGACCUUUUCGUUAUCAGAUUGCCCCAAAAUUGUUAAGCUCCAACAACAGAACAUGAACAAUUUACCCCAUCUUCAUUUGGAUAAUAGUGAAAAAGAAGUUGCAUCUUGUAAAAAAAAUUCUACCAACUUUUCUGUUACUUGCUUGACAUGUGGUGACACUGAAGUUAAGAAACCAAGAGAGGACUUCAUUGAUGUAGAAAAAUGUUGUUUAGAGGAGCCUUUUUUACCUCACAGCAACAUGAACCACCACACAAUGUUGCAGUUUUUUUCCAAAGGCUUAAGAAAUUUGCAUCUCUGGUACUGCAAUUUGGGAGAUAAAGAGACCCGCUCUGCUGUUUGGGAUUUACCUAACUUGGAAAAACUCAAUCUAUCAGGAAAUAAUUUUUCACAACUAAAUUUUAGUCUCUUUCGGCUUCCUCGGCUCAAAUGGCUCAAUGUGUCUGGCUGUGAAAAACUUGUAGAAUUGUCAGAGUUGCCAUCAAGUAUAGUCGUUCUUAUAGCAGAUUGGUGUUCAUCACUUGAAAGCCUUAGAGAUGUUUCAAACUGUAAGUUGUUGUGGAACCUCUCACUUCGGAUGGAGAACAAGCUUAGUCCACUUGUUGGUGACAUAUUACUAGACUCCAUGCUCCAGGGAAUUGCUCUUGAAGGUCAUUUUGUCAGUGUCGCUCUUGAUCAUCUGAAGAUUCCAAAAAGGUUUGUAGGUAGGCUGUUUAGGGGGAAAACAUUUACACUGCAUCUUCCACAUGAUUGGUACAAUGACUUUUCUGGGUUCUUAAUAUGCAUUGUAACCCACAUGAAAUCUCCACAUGUUGAUAUAAUUAUCAAACAACAGCCUGAUGAAGAUCCACCAUUUGAGCUUAUGCAAGAGUCAAAUGAAUAUGAUGGAAAAACAAUAUUCAUAGGAUAUGUUUCCUUUGGUUCAUUGAGGCAGAUCUCAUUGUUGACUUCACCAUACAAUAUCAUUUCAUUUUCCUUACACAGAGGAUAUGUGUGUUCAUUAGAAGCUGAGAGUUAUAUUGGAGCUGAGCUUGUUCCUAGGGUGAAUAAAGGUGAUCAGGUGCAAACAACAAAAGUAGCAGUAGAUUGCUCGGAAUUUUGGGACAAUGAACGUGAAGAUAGAAGUACAUUAACACUCCAAUAUGAUUCACAGUCUUGUAUCAUGAUCUUAUGGCAACCUUACUUCUGCCUACAGAAAGUAGUUGUGAAAGUGGGCGUACACAACGAUAGAGAAAAACAGAGGGCUAUGAAAACAGCUUCCAGCCUUGCAGGUCUUGAGUCCUCAGCUAUGAACAUGCACGACAAGAAAAUGACAUUGAUCGGAGACAUUCAUCCAGUUGAUACCGUCAGAAAACUUAGAAAGAUUUGCAACGCAGAGCUAGUGACUGUUGGACCAGCCAAGUACAAUCCUUUCAUGAUACAGAAUUAUUGUGUUCAAAUCGUAGAGGAAUAUCCCAAUGCUUGUGUUAUUUGCUGAGUUCUUAAAAGAUACCGGAAGCUUAAUUGCAAGAAAAGAUGCAUUAGGUACAUGUAUGUUGCAGUACUUUUCAAGAAUUCAUGUGAGUAAUGGUCAAUGUACAAGAAAAGAUGCUGCGGGUACAUGUGUAUGAGGUUGGCCUUGGAUUGGUAAAUACUAAAUACAUAUGGAUUAUCAAUUAGGUUGUUAUGGAAGUCAGCAGUCAUAGGUUUUCCUUAGAUCCUAGGGACUGGAAUUCGAAUGCAACUAAGAAUGAUGUGAAAACCACAGAAGUUGCUAGGGUCAUCAUGUUUAUUUUUUGCAUUAUUAUGGUUAAAUUUAAAUGAUUAGUGGUAUGAACCCAAUUCUACCAAAAUGACAUUUUCUAUCUUUUCCCUCC
Messenger RNA from Lactuca sativa (garden lettuce), 4432 nucleotides. Lineage: Eukaryota; Viridiplantae; Streptophyta; Magnoliopsida; Asterales; Asteraceae. The record is from RefSeq and is a predicted model, not a curated record.